CGCCCUGCCUGGGGUCGGGAGGGUAGAGCCUAGUCAUGGACGGCGCUGCAGCGGCGGGGCGGACGGAGGGCAUCCCAGAAAACCGAGGAGUUCAGUCGGCGGCAGGUCGGGGAGGACGCCUGGUGGAGCUCACCGCGACCCCCGGCGGCCUGGCCCUCGUGAGCCCCUACCACACCCGCCGGGCCGGCGACCCCCUAGACCUCGUGGCGCUCGCAGAGCAGGUGCAGAAGGCUAAUGAAUUCAUCCGAGCAAAUGCCACCAACAAGCUGACAGUCAUAGCCGAGCAAAUCCAACAUUUGCAAGAACAAGCCAGGAAGGUUUUGGAAGAUGCUCGCAGAGAUGCUGACUUGCACCAUGUAGCUUGUAAUAUGGUGAAAAAACCUGGCAACAUUUACUACCUUUAUAAACGGGAGAGUGGUCAGCAGUAUUUUUCCAUUAUUUCUCCAAAGGAAUGGGGGACAAAUUGUCCGCAUGACUUCCUUGGUGCCUACAAGCUACAGCAUGACUUGUCCUGGACUCCAUAUGAGGACAUUGAGAAGCAGGAUGCUAAAAUCAGCAUAAUGGACACGUUGCUAAGCCAGCCAGUGGCCCUGCCUCCAAGCACUGAACUCAACUUCCAGGGACUGACUCACUGAGAGUAGACUCUGACAAACAGCUCUCGAUGGCAAGGACCUGUCACCUGGUUGUCCCCAUUCUCUGCCUUGAUGGGAGGUGGCAUGAGAAUUGAGGACAUGUAGGUGAAUCAUGAACUUCUUGGAAGGAGACCCUGUGUGAAUGUAAAUGCUGUCAUUAUUAUUACUUUUAGUUGGGCUGGUAAUGAAUCACAUCACUCUAUUUUGGGAUCCUCUCUGGGUCACAGAUACCAGAGCACCAACCAGUCAGUUUCAGAGUACUGGCCAGUGUACUUUCCUUCUCCUUUAUCUCCAUCUAUUCUCCCCAUAAGUCAGAGCAGUAGAGAAAGAAGAGUUUCUUCUUCCCACAAAAAGGUUGGCGAGUCAUUUUCCAGAGAGGACUGUUUUUAGUCUUUUUGUAAUUGGAAGUGUUUAAGAUUGGAGUUGAGGCUACUUAAUAGUUAGUGUGACUCCAGCUUCAAAUUCAUCUGGGAACAAGAAUGUUGGAUAAUGGAGGAUGAUAAACAGCUAGGCUUGGCUGGACUAGAGAGUGUGUGAUUCUGGUAUUUCUGCACUAUUUAUGAGGUUUGGCUUGUCCCUUCUGCUCUUUCUGCCUAGCUAGAGUGACUGGAGAAUCUGAGGCAGCAGCAAUUGCCAGGAUUUGGGAAGGUCAGCCUCUACACUCUAAAACUUAAAGAGGGGCUGGCCCUGUGGCCUAGUGGUUAAGUUCAGCACGCUCCACUUCGGCGGCCUGGGUUCAGUUCCCGGGCGCGGACCUACACCACUCAGUGGCCAUGCUGUGGUGGCGUCCUACAUACAAAAUAGGGGAAGAUUGGCACAGAUGUUAGCUCAGGGCUGAUCUUCCUCAAUAAAUAAAUUAAUUAAAUAAAACCCUAAAGAAUUUUAGACUUGAAAGAGAUGUUGGAGGCUGCCACUAACCAUUGUAUGAAUUUACUCUAUAGCCUCGCUGAGGAGGAGAUCCAGAGUUCAGCCAUCUGCAGCAGGAAAAAUCCAUUUAAAUGGCAUCUUUAAAAUAUUGUGGAAGAGAGAAUAGGAGAGUGGGUGAGAAACAAGAAAAAUGGCCAACCUGUUGAUUGUGAGUUAACUCAGAUUGAAACUAAUUUUGACCUGAAUUAUUCAAGAACUUAAAAGAGGCUUUUUGGCUGAGUUACUCUAGUUCUGAUUCUGUCUGGACUCUUGUGGACUCUACCUCACUUCCUGUUUGUUCAGUGGAAUUAAUCAAAUUUAUAGCAUAUCCA
Messenger RNA from Diceros bicornis minor, 1870 nucleotides. It is a transcript of the gene C13H1orf50, whose product is annotated as chromosome 13 C1orf50 homolog. The record is from RefSeq and is a predicted model, not a curated record. NCBI's taxonomy places the organism in Eukaryota, Metazoa, Chordata, Mammalia, Perissodactyla, Rhinocerotidae. The transcript is spliced from 5 exons. The coding region runs from base 36 to 635 and encodes 199 amino acids.